Messenger RNA from Mugil cephalus (flathead mullet), 2842 nucleotides. RefSeq lists its product as uncharacterized. The record is from RefSeq and is a predicted model, not a curated record. The transcript is spliced from 15 exons. Lineage: Eukaryota; Metazoa; Chordata; Actinopteri; Mugiliformes; Mugilidae. The coding region runs from base 161 to 2464 and encodes 767 amino acids. Gene Ontology annotation, molecular function: guanyl-nucleotide exchange factor activity; protein binding.
UACCAUUUAUCAGUAUCAUCAGUUCCAUUAUAUACAGUUAUGUCGAAGAAGUACUGAAUAUAUUCUUCUCCAAUAACAAGAGCUGUAACACUGCUUUACAGUUUAUUUAUUUUGCAGUCUGAGGAUUUUUACUUAUUUUUAUUUUUUGUAUCAUUUUUCAAUGGCAGCUACCGGAGAAGACUCAAAACUUGAAGCAACUGACAUUGUACUGGAAUCUCCAGAACAGGAGCAGAUUCUAAACAUACUGAGUCGCUCACAGCGUGGACGAAUGGAUGAACAGUGCUGCACUUUGAGUCCUGCUAAGACCGCACAAAUAAAAACUACACCUACGGACUCAAGCAAGGAGAAAUCAUCCCAUAAUUCUGACAGAAAAAAUGGACAACACCUAGACCCACGGGUGUCAUUGCCUGGAUUUAACUACCAGGAACCUGGAAGUAAUAACCACCACGGCUCUGCACCUCAGAUCUCUUUGACUGAGAGUACUCCAGAGAGAAACAGGAGGCUUCUGGGGGUGCCAGGACACGAAUUACCUGUUCCCUCUGACCGUGCCCGCUCCAAUUCCAUAAAGGAAGAAACACAUGAGGAACAGCAAAGGUUUCUGAAUAUGAUCACCCAAGGGCAGCGUGGACGUAUGGACGAUCAGAGCUGCUCCUUGGAUCCUAGCAGGAGUGCUCCUUGCACACCCAAACACACCGAUAGAAAGUCUGCUUCACUGAACACAGAUUCUGAAAUGCUCUUCAACCUACUGGCCAGCACUCAGAGUCAGCGGCUAGAUGACCAGCGAGUCUCUCUUCCAUCAUUACCUGGAUUACAGAAGGAAAAAAACACUUCUGAUGGAGAUUCGAGCUUCUUGUAUAACAUGGUCUCCCAAGCCCAGGGUUCAAGAAUGGAGGACCAAAGGUGUUCGCUACCUCCAACCCCUUCACGGUCAACCUCCUUAAGUCCCAGCUCAGACACAGAACGACCAAAGAGUAAAGAUAAAACAUCAGAAAAACAGGUCGUGACUGCGAGUGAACAGGAAGAUUUUUUUAACUUAAUGAGUCAUUCACAGCGUGGCCGCAUGGAUGAACAACGAUGCGUCUUAAGUGUUACUCCCCAGUCAACACCCAAACAUCAGCUCAGUCAGAACACACAGCCUCAAGAUUCUGAAAAUUUCUUCAGUUUGCUGGCCAACUCACAGGGCCGACGCAUUGACGACCAAAGAGUGACUCUUCCUUCAUUACCAGGCAUUCAGAAUGGAGGGACCACAUCAUCGUCAACGUCAGCUGCUGCUGAGAUGGAUGCAAGAUACUUGUGUUACAUGGUUUCCAAAGUCCAGGGCUCUAGGAUGGAUGAACAGAGAUGUUCUGCACCACAAAUAUCCCAGAAUCUCGGUACCCCAUCCCCCCAGAGGAAAGACCAUCUCAAUUCAGACACAUCUCUCCGGAGGUCUGCCUCCUUAAACCGUAGUAAAACUGAUGACCACCGGCAGGAGACGUCUGAAGCGGAGCAGGAGCAGUUCCUUCAAAUGAUCAGUCAUGCACAAAGUGGCCGUAUGGACGAGCAGCGUUGCUCUUUACAACCCAGCAGAAGCACAUCUGCGACCCCCACACACAAUGGAAGUGCUUUAAAUAAUGUACCCACAGGUGCAGAAGCUAAUGCGUUCUUCAACACGAUUGCCUCCAGUCAAGGAGGACGGCUCGAUGAUCAGCGCUUUACACUUCCUACGUUGCCGGGGAUAGGUGGAAAUUCUGAGGGGAAAAAAAAUGCUCGAAGUACAAUGGCUAAAAUCCCAGCCUCUCCACCACACAUCAUGGUGCCUGAGCGUACACCACAAACAACAAAGAAGACCUCUUCUAGCCCUACAUCUCAACCCCAAAGAGCUUAUGCAGAAUCUGGCUCUGUCGGGACCAUACCUAAAUCUGCUUCAUUUACCCCAGAGACAGAGAAUCAGAAGAAGCUAAAUUCCUCAGCUCAGGUGACAGUGAGGGUGUCAAUGAGCUUCACACCACCGCAGGGACAAACGGAAGCCAACCAGCCAGUUACAUUCCCUGAGGUCUACUUAACACUUGGAGCCCCAGGAGAUAAUCUUGUGAUUCCUCUGAGUCCAGUCCCUGGCAGACCCCUGUCCCUUGACUUAAACCUGGUCCCAAAGGAAGAUGUCAAUUCUAGACACUGCUCUCCAACCUAUGUAAGUCCCACGAAAGCCCACUCAAAGCCAUCAUCUCCCAAUCAGCGUGCAAUCAGUAAAGCACAUCCUGUAACUGCAUGCUCACAGGAAGAGGGGAAGAUUGUGACCAGCCCCAUCAGUCCAGAUGAAGACUGCUUCUCCCUUAUUGAAAAGAUUCACACAGCCCAGCUGCAGAAAGGAAUGGCUCACGGAGGACAAAAAAUUAAAGAGGAUCUUGAUAAGGGGAAGGAUAAGGCAGAGAGAGGGAAGGGAGCUGGAAAGAAGGAUAAGAAGAACAAUGGCAAUAAACAAUAGGCAUGGAUGCCACAAAUAAUGACAAGUAGCUGCCUUGGAGAGUAAGUGAUUGAACAUUUUAAAGAUAAAAUUGUAUUUGUAGAUUUUAACACUAGUGAAAUGCUUCUGCUAGAGUAGAAACUUUAUUCUGUUCUUAUUGGGUUAUUUGUUGAGGUGUAAUUCUUCUCCCUUGCUAAUCAAAUGUUCUGUUACAGUAUAUGCAUUGUCUUUCGUUUUUCAAGCACAGCAGUGUACACAAGAACUCAUAGUUUUUUGUUUUUUCAAAAAGCAAAUGCAGUGUAUACGGAUAAAGACUGCUUUAUCUUUCGGCAAACUGUGAAACUAUGGCAAAAUGCACACUAUGGAAAUAACAAUAAAGACAUAAAUGCCAAACCUAAA